UGUUUUAUUCUUUUCUUUAGUCGCAAACGGUAGAGACUAAACACAAAUUUUAUUUGCCAUUUAUGUUACAUUUCGCCAUGAAUCAAAUUAUUGCGGUGGUGUUUGUGGGCCUCGGCUGCCUUUUUAGCGUGCUGCCUGUGCCUGCCAUUCCACUGCCCGACAAGCAUAGCUCCAUCACAGCUCCAGGGAUGGGCCUGUUUCCGGCUGCGUAUCAGAGCAAACUCCGCACAGGGGCAAAGCCAGAAGCAGCAGCAGCGCUCGCUGGUCGUCCGCUGACCAAGGCUGGCCUCAACUUCCUGGCCAAGCCCAAAGCUAAGCCAAAAGCUGAUGAAGUCACAGCAGCAGAAGCGGCGCCAAAAAUAUCCGCCAGAGCAGGCGGUGGGCAGGUGCGUGGCAAGAGUCUGGAGAGAACGAUAUCCGUGCCCCGAAUGCAGAGCGAUCAUAUGGGCAAUUGGGUGUUCAAUCCGUGGGGCGUCACCUUCGGCGUGCUGUGGCAGGACACGCGAAUGCAUUACCAAGUGCAGAACAGCAUGACAGAGAUUCUGGAGGAUACGCCACACGGCGGCCACUACAAUCUCAAUUACAACUUUAAGCAGACGAAAGUGUGCAGGGGCAAGUCGACGAUUUACAACAGGCCGCGGGUGUACCAGUGGCUGCAGCGGCGCAUCGUGCAGGAGACUACGCCCAACUUCGAUGUGUUCAGCAAGUACAGGCCCAUCUGGUUGGAUCUGCGCCGCGAGCUCUACACGAUGGGCAGAUCGGAGUCCUGCCACAUAUCGGCAAUGGACGACUGGCUGCUGUACAACAACUGCGCCAUAUUGCGGAAUAUGCGAAUGGAGUACAUCAUACCCAAGUAUCCGUUGCAUCAGAUCGCCUAUUGGCAUACUCACUAUAGGAAAGAGCUGACUUAUAGAUUGUGAAUCCUAGCGGCAGAUUUCAAACUGAAUAUCAAAAUCAUUAAAAAGUCAAUCAAUGCUACAUGUGUGUGUGCGGUAA
Messenger RNA from Drosophila guanche, 996 nucleotides. RefSeq lists its product as uncharacterized. Bases 63 to 920 code for a protein of 285 amino acids. The record is from RefSeq and is a predicted model, not a curated record. NCBI's taxonomy places the organism in Eukaryota, Metazoa, Arthropoda, Insecta, Diptera, Drosophilidae. The transcript is spliced from 2 exons.